Rattus norvegicus (Norway rat) is the source of this 1449-nucleotide messenger RNA. NCBI's taxonomy places the organism in Eukaryota, Metazoa, Chordata, Mammalia, Rodentia, Muridae. The record is from RefSeq and is a predicted model, not a curated record.
UGCUCAUGAACCUUCCUGAGGGGACCUCUGGCUAAGUUUGAUCCUGGAGGAAGUCGUGGGCAGGGGACAGAGGGCAACAGGGGAGGCAACCCGCAUCCCCUGAGCUCAGAUGACCCAAGGACUGCUCCGGUUGGUACACUAAGGUGGCUGCGCCAUAUCAACAGCCUUAAUGGAUGCCCUGGAAGACAGUGUUAGGGCACCAUAGUCCCCAAAACAGCCCUGGGGCCUAGGGAUCUGCGUCUUCUCCAGAGAGGGCGCGGGCCUGGCGUAGCAGGAAGUAAGAGGGGGCGCCAGGUGGCCGGAGAGGUGGCCAUGAGCGCGCGGGGCAAGACGUUGGUGCCACUGCUGGUGGUUGUGGUGGCGGUGGAGGUGACCUUACAGUCAACCUCUUCGCAUGUGAAACCCGUGGAUCCCGAGAAACCCGAACUGCAGGAAGCCAACCUAUUGUCAGGACCCUGCGGUCACAGGACCAUCCCUUCACGUAUAGUGGGUGGCGAAGAGGCCGAGCUUGGCCGCUGGCCUUGGCAAGGGAGCCUGCGUGUAUGGGGCAACCACUUAUGUGGCGCAACUUUGCUCAACCGCCGCUGGGUGCUUACAGCUGCCCACUGCUUCCAAAAGGACAAUGAUCCUUUCGACUGGACAGUCCAGUUUGGCGAGCUGACCUCCAGGCCGUCUCUCUGGAACCUACAGGCUUAUUCCAACCGUUACCAAAUAGAAGAUAUUUUCCUGAGCCCCAAGUACACGGAGCAGUUUCCCCAUGACAUAGCUCUGCUGAAGCUGUCAUCGCCUGUCACCUACAGUAACUUCAUCCAGCCCAUCUGCCUCCUGAACUCCACAUACAAGUUUGCGAACCGAACUGACUGCUGGGUGACCGGCUGGGGGGCUAUUGGAGAGGAUGAGAGAGGACAGGAGCCAGUCCUUUCCUUCCAGACAGGAACUCAGAGGUGCCAGGGAGGCCUGAAGAGGCAGGGACCCCAUAGGGCCUGUAGCAUGGCUUCCACAACAUUGCUUCUAUGAACCUCCAGUUUCAGCAGGCACCAGUCCUAAGUGAGCGGCAGGAAACCCUGCUCCAUCCUCCACAGUUCCAACUGUGCACUCUCCUCCAGUCUUGGCUCGCCACUGGACUCUCUUUGGCCGUCCAUAAGGGUCUAAUCAAGCACCUCCCUGCAGCUCAGCAGGGACUCUUACACAAAGACCCCACCCUCAGCCCAAGAAGCACUGAGAACAGUUUCCCUCCAGGGAAGCCUGGGGCAUGUCCUUUGUGCCUGGAGUGACCUGGCUCAGUUCUCUCUGACCUGGUCCAUCUCUACAAUGUCCCCUAACAAGAGUAUUAGCAAUAGAUUCAGAUCCUUUCCUACAAGUCAUGUGGUGACACUGUUGCAGGAUUGGGGACCCUGGUGCAUCAAGGCAACAGCAUAAUUUGUUUUAAACUCCAUUUUAACAUUUUUU